UGCUGAACUUUUAUCUUCUCAUCUCAUGUUUUCUCUAUAAAUACUCCCCAAAUACUAACCUAAAUCUCAUAUAAGUUCAUCCCAUCUUAAGCCAUCACCUCUCUCUCGAUAUAUUUGAUCUGAUCUGCUUCAUAUUUAUAACAGAAGUCGUAUAGUACUUAGUCAUAUCAUAAAAUGGCUAAGUUUUCAACUUUCUUCUUCAUCAUUGCUCUCCUCCUCUGCUCCACGGUAGCAAACGCAUCAGCCCGGCCUACUCCUACGUCCGUUUAUCCAGGAGAAAUCUCCGUUGAGAAAUUAGAAGAAGGAGAGGAGAACUGCGAAGGUGUUGGAGAAGAAGAAUGCGUCUUGAUACGAAGAACUUUGGCUGCUCAUACUGAUUACAUUUACACACAAAACCACAAUCCCUAAAUGAUUAAUUAGCUUAUAGUCAUUCAUUGGAAUAUUUUGGUAAAUGAUAUAGUGUGUCAUUGUACUUUCUUUAUAACUAGUCAAACUACUUCACGUUUGUAUUUAUAUGUAUCACUUGAUCUGAAAAUAUGUGUAUUGAUUAUUAGUGGGAAAGUUACGUACUAGCAGUCGUUUUCUU
This is a messenger RNA of Raphanus sativus (radish), 586 nucleotides long. Its product is annotated as phytosulfokines 5. The coding region runs from base 175 to 408 and encodes 77 amino acids. NCBI's taxonomy places the organism in Eukaryota, Viridiplantae, Streptophyta, Magnoliopsida, Brassicales, Brassicaceae. Gene Ontology annotation, molecular function: growth factor activity. Gene Ontology annotation, cellular component: extracellular region. The transcript is spliced from 2 exons. The record is from RefSeq and is a predicted model, not a curated record. Gene Ontology annotation, biological process: cell population proliferation.